AUGGCCGAAGACAAGAAGUCCGAUAACUAUACGAUCGAGAUGGACAAGUUGGAUCAGGGAAACAGUCGCACCUUCGAGGCACCUCCCCCGCCUCAGCCGCGAGCUGCUCCUCCAGCGAACAACCCGAUCCUGCCGGUGCUGGCUUACUGCGGAUCUUCGAUUUUGAUGACUGUCAUGAAUAAAUAUGUCUUGUCCGGUACCAACUUCAACCUCAAUUUCUUCUUGCUUUGUGUGCAGUCCGUUGUGUGUAUUUCCGCGAUUCAGGGGUGUAAGACCGCUGGUCUUAUUAACUACCGUGAUUUCAACAGUGACGAGGCGAGGAAGUGGUUCCCGAUUACUCUGCUUCUGAUCGGUAUGAUCUACACCGGUACCAAGGCGCUUCAGUUCCUCUCGAUUCCCGUCUACACCAUCUUCAAGAACUUGACUAUCAUCCUUAUCGCGUACGGAGAGGUGCUGUGGUUCGGUGGCUCCGUUACUGGCUUGACGCUUUUCUCUUUUGGCCUGAUGGUGUUCAGUUCGGUUAUCGCCGCGUGGGCCGAUAUCAGAUAUGCGCUUGAGAGCAGUGGAGACGCUACUGGCAAGAUCUCUACUUUGAACGCUGGAUACAUCUGGAUGUUGAUCAACUGUCUUUGCACGUCUUCCUACGUCCUUGGAAUGCGCAAGCGCAUCAAGUUGACCAACUUCAAGGACUUUGACACUAUGUUCUACAACAACUUCCUGUCGAUCCCCGUCCUGGUCGUUCUCUCCGUCUUCACUGAAGACUGGUCGUCCGCCAACAUUGAGCGCAACUUCCCCCCUGCCGAGCGCAACAACAUCAUCUUCGCCAUGAUCCUCUCUGGUGCCUCGACUGUAUUCAUCUCCUACACCUCCGCCUGGUGUGUCCGUGUGACCUCGUCCACCACCUACUCAAUGGUGGGAGCGCUGAACAAGCUCCCCAUUGCGAUUUCCGGAUUGGUCUUCUUCGACGCCCCCGUGACAUUCCCCAGUGUGUCGGCUAUCUUUGUAGGCUUCGUCAGUGGUAUCGUCUAUGCCGUUGCCAAGAUCAAGCAAAACGCUAAGCCCAAGACUGGUGCUCUGCCGACUUCGAAUCCGGUCAGUGCUAGCAGCCAGAGCAUGAGAGAUUCGUUGCGGUCAUAG
Messenger RNA from Aspergillus glaucus CBS 516.65, 1137 nucleotides. It is a transcript of the gene gmtA, whose product is annotated as GDP-mannose transporter. The record is from RefSeq and is a predicted model, not a curated record. Lineage: Eukaryota; Fungi; Ascomycota; Eurotiomycetes; Eurotiales; Aspergillaceae. Gene Ontology annotation, molecular function: GDP-mannose transmembrane transporter activity; antiporter activity. Bases 1 to 1137 code for a protein of 378 amino acids. Gene Ontology annotation, cellular component: Golgi apparatus. The transcript has 4 exons.